AUGGAUCCUGAAUACGUUAAUCGUAUUCAACCACCACCUAUUCCUCCUGUUAUCACCGCCAUUGACCUUUUGCCAGCGAGAGCUUCGAUGCGUGCUACAGACAUUAAUCAUCUUAAAAUAAAAUACUUCAACGGAGAAAAGGCAUAUUAUGUAGCUUGUAAAAGACAAAGAGACUUGCAGGGACUUGGUUCCUUGCCUCAAACUAUUGUAUCCCUCACAGCAAGCAAACUAUGGAAUUCCGAGCCCAAAAAUGUCAAGCAAGCAUAUAUUGAUAUGGCGCAACAAGCCUAUGAAACAUAUCAGCAAAGAUAUAUCGCAUUAUAUCAAAGGAGAAUUUAA
This is a messenger RNA of Funneliformis geosporum, 339 nucleotides long. Lineage: Eukaryota; Fungi; Glomeromycota; Glomeromycetes; Glomerales; Glomeraceae. The record is from the annotation of a GenBank genome assembly.